Molecule: messenger RNA, 2162 nt
Organism: Peromyscus eremicus (cactus mouse)
Lineage: Eukaryota; Metazoa; Chordata; Mammalia; Rodentia; Cricetidae
Gene: Eefsec
Product: eukaryotic elongation factor, selenocysteine-tRNA specific
Exons: 7
Coding region: 57-1808 (583 amino acids)
Biological process (GO): selenocysteine incorporation
Molecular function (GO): translation elongation factor activity; GTP binding; GTPase activity
Source: RefSeq, a predicted model, not a curated record
AGCGGGCGGACCGCCUUAGCCGGCGCUCAAGCGGCGGCGUGCGAGGCGGCGGCGGCAUGGCGGGCCGGCGGGUGAAUGUGAAUGUGGGCGUGCUGGGUCACAUCGACAGCGGCAAGACAGCCCUGGCGCGCGCGCUGAGCACUACGGCCUCCACCGCCGCCUUCGACAAGCAGCCGCAGAGCCGCGAGCGCGGCAUAACGCUUGACCUGGGCUUCUCCUGUUUCGUCGUGCCGUUGCCGGGGGCUGAACCCGGGACCGGCGACACGCAGCUUCAGGUCACGCUGGUCGACUGCCCCGGGCACGCCUCCCUCAUCCGGACCAUCAUUGGCGGUGCCCAGAUCAUUGAUCUGAUGAUGCUCGUGAUUGAUGUGACCAAGGGAAUGCAGACACAGUCCGCAGAGUGCCUUGUGAUUGGCCAGAUCGCCUGCCAGAAGCUGGUUGUGGUGCUGAACAAGAUAGACCUGUUAGCGGAAGGGAAGAGGCAGGCAGCGAUUGACAAAAUGACCAAGAAAAUGCAGAAGACUCUUGAGAACACCAAAUUCCGGGGUGCACCAAUUAUUCCCGUAGCAGCCAAACCUGGGGGACCAGAGGCCCCUGAAACAGAAGCUCCACAGGGCAUCUCAGAACUCAUUGAGCUCCUGAAGUCCCAGAUCUCCAUCCCAGCCAGAGACCCCUCGGGACCAUUCCUCAUGUCUGUGGACCACUGCUUCUCCAUCAAGGGUCAGGGCACCGUGAUGACUGGAACCAUCCUCUCAGGUGCUAUCAGCCUCGGGGACAGUGUGGAGAUCCCUGCCCUCAAGGUGGUGAAGAAAGUGAAGUCCAUGCAGAUGUUUCACACACCUGUCACCUCUGCCAUGCAAGGAGAUCGACUGGGCAUCUGUGUCACCCAGUUUGACCCCAAGCUCUUGGAACGUGGGCUGGUAUGUGCGCCUGAGUCUCUGCACACCAUUCACGCAGCCCUCAUCUCUGUGGAAAAGAUCCCUUACUUCCGGGGCCCCCUGCAGACUAAGGCCAAGUUCCAUAUUACAGUGGGCCAUGAGACAGUCAUGGGCCGCACGCUGUUCUUCAGCCCUGCUCCUGCAGACUUUGACCUGGAGCCCACUCUUGAUUCCUUCGACCUCUCCCGAGAAUACCUCUUCCAAGAGCAGUACCUGUGCAAAGACUCCAUGCCCACAGGCACAGAAGGUGGUAAUGAGGUGGACAGGAAAGCAGGCCACGCCCCAGGGGGCCAGUGCCCCCGGCAACAGUGGGCCCUGCUGGAGUUUGAGAAGCCAGUCACCUGUCCCCGACUGUGCUUGGUGAUUGGCUCCAGGCUGGAUGCGGACAUUCAUACCAACACAUGCCGGCUAGCCUUCCAUGGUGUCUUGCUGCAAGGACUGGAAGACAAGAACUACACAGAGAGCUUCCUGCCAGCACUGAGGGUGUACAAGCUGAAGCACAAGCAUGGCCUUGUGGAGCGGGUAAUGGAUGACUACAGCGUGAUUGGACGCUCCCUGUUCAAAAAGGAGACCAACAUCCAGCUCUUUGUGGGGCUUAAGGUGCAGCUGUCGACAGGGGAGCAGGGCAUCAUCGAUAGUGCCUUCGGCCAGAGUGGCAAGUUCAAGAUCCACAUCCCUGGUGGCCUCAGCCCUGAGUCCAAGAAGAUCCUGACACCUACACUCAAGAAGCGGAACCGAGCUGGCCGCGGGGAGACCGCCAAGCCAGAGGAGAGCGCCGAGCGGCCAGAGCCCAUGCAGCCUGUGACACUCAGCCUGUCUUUCAAGCGCUAUGUCUUUGACACCCAGAAGCGCAUGGUACAGACUCCCUAAGUGAACCAACCCCCCAGGGCCUCUUGCCAGCUACAAGCCAGACCACAGUGCCAGAUGCCCCCAAUGUGCCUCAGUCUCCCCAGUCCUGCAGGCAGCCCAUCCACUGCCAUCCCCACUGAUGUUGAGCCCCUCUGAGAAGACCUGGGGAAAGUGAGGAACAGUGCCAGAAAGGCUGCCACUCCAUUCCUGCACCCACCCAGGAGAGCAGCUAAGCCCAGCUUGGAAAGGGCCUUAGCAGAGCCAGCAACCUGGGCCUCACAGGCUUCCCCAGUUAGGGCGUCUGCAGCCACUCUCAGCCCUACCCCAAGUAACUGGCACCCUCCAACUGGAAAUAAACAUCCCAUAUAUGACCUA